Myxocyprinus asiaticus (Chinese sucker) is the source of this 566-nucleotide messenger RNA. Its product is annotated as C-X-C motif chemokine 11-1-like. Gene Ontology annotation, molecular function: chemokine activity; CXCR chemokine receptor binding. Lineage: Eukaryota; Metazoa; Chordata; Actinopteri; Cypriniformes; Catostomidae. The coding region runs from base 74 to 373 and encodes 99 amino acids. Gene Ontology annotation, biological process: neutrophil chemotaxis; chemokine-mediated signaling pathway; antimicrobial humoral immune response mediated by antimicrobial peptide. Gene Ontology annotation, cellular component: extracellular region. The record is from RefSeq and is a predicted model, not a curated record. The transcript has 4 exons.
AGAGAAGCCGGUCAGAUAAUUUACUCGCAUUCAGCUAUCUGAACAAGGUGAAGACUCUCAGGACUUUGAAACAAUGAAGACUGUGGCAGCUUUUUUUGUUUUAGUCUUUUUGACUAUUGUUGCUGUUAAAGGGCAGCCUGGGUUUGGCAGCCGACGGUGUUUAUGUCAGGGUGCAGGUGUCAAAAUGGUCAACCCAAAGUUUAUAGAGAAGGUUGUAAUUCACCCUGUUAGUCCGUCUUGUGGACAUCUGGAAGUUGUUGUCACACUGAAGAAAAUGGGGCAGAGAUGCUUAAACCCAGAGUCAUUGUUUACCAAACACAUCAUUGAGAAGAUUGCAAAUAAGAAGAGGAGUGCUCAGUCAAAUAUGUCAUGAAGUCUGGGGGUUGUGAACUCUGUCAUUAAAAAGCUGUGUUGAUAUUUUUUAUGUAUAAUACAUAAUGUAAAUAUAAUAUAUUGCUUUAUUUAUUAAACAAACUAAGGUGCCAUAUGUUCCUUCUGUUGUUUAUGUUGUUUAUUGUCAGAGGAAAAUGUCAAAUAAACUCUUCAUAAUUUUUCAAAUGAUUUAU